Messenger RNA from Cryptococcus wingfieldii CBS 7118, 3117 nucleotides. RefSeq lists its product as hypothetical. Lineage: Eukaryota; Fungi; Basidiomycota; Tremellomycetes; Tremellales; Cryptococcaceae. The transcript has 5 exons. The coding region runs from base 1 to 3117 and encodes 1038 amino acids. The record is from RefSeq and is a predicted model, not a curated record.
AUGGCUUUCCCCCCCUCGGUGCACCACCUGCACCUCCCCCGCACUAAGCGCCACCACCGCGCAUUCCAAGAAGGAUCUCAAGAAGACGAGCUCGACCCGACCCAACCUUCUCAAUCUCAGCUUCGCAAAGGCAAGGGCAAGAAUUCAGUUUACAAAGAUGAUCAGAGAGGAGGGAUUACGGAUGAUGUUGGUGUUGGGGGUGCAGUGGGAGGGUUUGGGAAACAGGCGGGGGUCAGGCUGGAUAGGGAUAAGAGAGGAGGGUGGGGUUGGAAUUGGAGUUUGGAAGAUCCGAAGGGAGGGACGAAAGAGGGGAGGUGGUCUACUGGGAAGGCAGCCACAUACUUUCCCGGGACGAUCUCGACUGAGACAGAGGGGAUGGGUAUGCCUUUCGAGGAUGUUCUUCAGAGCUCUGUGCAAUACGCUGAAUCGCUCUGUCUCCCUUACGAACGCGAUGGCCUACGAGACGUCAUCACAGAAAUCCUUACUGAAGACUUUCCUUCCGCCGGUCCAUCGGGCACGUCCAAACAACCCGGCUGGCCGCAUCUGGACCUCGACCUCAACCCAGAGAUGAACAAGAAGAGGGAUGUGUACAGAGGUGCCAGGGUGGUGGUUGUACAGAAUCCGAAGGGAAGACCAGCGAGAAGUUUUGUGGCGUUCCCGACCGGGAAAGUGGGGCAUCAGCUCAGAGACGCUACAGCCCUCAUCGUCCGUCUUCAAACCACCACCCACCUCCUCAACAUUCACCCCCUCUCAUCUACCCCCUCGCCCUUCUCCUCAACACGUACAGCCCAACUAUCCUACGUCGAUACUGAAUCCCGCAAACACAUCAACAUCGCCCUAGACGCCGAGAUAUGGUCAAGAGCGUUGGUGGUCGAUGAAGGCGGUGGUGUCUGGUUGUGGUGGGAGGAAAAGGAGACUAAAGGCGGGAGGUUGGAAAAGGUUAUGAAGCUGAGAAAGGUACGAGAGGCUGUCGAGGAGGAAGAGGAGGAAGGAGAAAGGUUUUGGGGGGUGGCUUUUGGGACGAGGCCGGGGACUGCGAUAGUCGUUUCUGCAAGAGAAGCGACAAUUAUCGAUAUCGACGAUCCCGACCACCCUACUAGGAGUCUUAUGACGCUAAAUGGUCCCACACGUCGCUUUCUCGGUAUUGAGAGGACUGCAGCUGCGAGGGGCAGCAAGUGGACGGUGAUGUGCACUACCCACGAGGUGUUUUGGAUCGACGAGACGGGCAAGGGAGUCCCGAGUUUGGGGUGGAAACAUGGGUAUGAGGGUGCGGAUGGCAUGGAGAUCAUUGUCCUGCCCGGGGUGAACAAGGGCGAGUGUACCACCCUCCUGUACUCAGCCUCCGACUCGUUCAUAACCGUCUUUACAACCCCCAAAUCCGGGCCUCUACGUUUCAUCGGUCAACCCUACGCGCUAUCUCUCAAUCUUCCCCCAGAGAGCAUCCCUACGACGUUGACGAGCCUGUCAAUAUCACCCAACCGCCAUCUUUCGUCUCUGCUCGGUCUGUCGGACGAUGGCACCUUGAGCUAUAUCCCUUUGAGCGCUACGACCCCUCUCCCUCCUUCGGCAGAGAAACAAAAGCCGCUCGAACCAAUUCCAACCUCCUGGGACGAUACCGUCUCUGAGCUGGCGAAAAAGGACGACAGGAACGAAUUUGGCGCCGGCGAUGGAUGGGAAGAGAAAGCAAAAGUCGGUUUCCGAGAGUUGAACCUCAGGUGGGCCUGGCUUGCUAUCGGCAAAGACGACGAUGGGUCCGAUUCUGGAGAGAAUUCCGAAGCCGAGGGACUCGAUUUCGCACAGGCGGACAUUGAGGAAGAAGAUGAGGAUGCGGAUGUGCAGAUGAUGUCCGAUGGAGAAGAGGGGCAAUGGGACGAUGAUGAGAGCGAGGUGGCAGAGGAACGAUGGUUCGUCCCCGAAUUGUUUGAGAGGUAUUUGAGAGAGACGGAAGCGCCUGUGGAGAGCGUGAUGACUGUAGCCGAAUUAGCAAGAGACUCGCUGGUACCUUUUUCAGAACCCGAGCGUGCCGAGAAUGGCCAAGAGAAGGAGAAGGAAGGCAAAGUCAGCAAGAUACUCCCUAUACCUCUGCACCCUUCUUCCAUUCGCCCUACUCUUGAAGCCCUUGGCAAGAUCGAUUUCAGCAAGCACCUCACCUCUUUACUUGACCUCCAAUCCUUCCUCCCCGCUCUAGCAAGCGCUCAGCCUCCUCUAUCGAAAGACGACAUCGAUCCCGUAACGCUGUACGAUUCCCUCUGCGAGGCCUUCCCACCUCAAAGCGCUAGGGACAAACACGCUACAGCCCAGCUCGUCCUCUCCCUCUUCCUCUUUAGCAAAGUCAUCUCUCCCGAAGACUUUCUUCCGAUCCCCAAAUCGGCACACGACCAAGCUCUGGAAGACGAGCAAGCAGAGGUACAGAGAAGGGAUGAGGUAGAGCAGUUUGUGCAAGCUGCGAGCCGUUUGACAUUGGAUGAGUCCGGGCCGGGGAGAAUACAGUUCAACGUACUUCAACCUCGUCUUACUCUUCGAGGUGAAGAUGCAGGAAAUGGUGAAGAAGAAUGGGCGGACGAGGAAGGUGAAGAGGCUGAAAGGGCGGCGGUGGAAGCAGACUUGCAGAGUCGCAGUGCGAAAGCGUUAAUGGAGGGCUGGAAAGUGGGAGAAGACCCAGCUACAUGGGUGUGGGAAGAUUGGAACCUCGACCAAAGUCAUACCACCCCAUUUCCUCGAGCGACUCAAUCUUCCACCAGCCAACGUGCCCCUCCCCUCCCAACGAUUCAAACGGCUCGACCUAUCCGUCCUCUUCCAUCUUCACGAACGCUAUCCAACCUCGCGCUACCAUCGCCCAACACACCCGAGCCUCAUCAGUUCUCACACCUCGUACCCCCUACCCUCUCGACCUCUCACUCACUUCCUUCGCUUAGUCGCAUGCCGGCACAGGCGAGAUCAUCUCCGCCGCCCGGAUGGGAUGGCGGUGGCAGUCAGGAGCUCAGUGGAGCGGGGCAGAUUCAGAGCCAAAGUCAGAGUCAAGGGGCAGAGUGGGCGAGUACGCAGGUGGAAAGGGGCAAGUUUGGAGGCAAGUUAGAGAAGAAGAAGAAGAGCAAGAAACGGUUGGGCGGCUUUUAG